Staurois parvus is the source of this 479-nucleotide messenger RNA. Lineage: Eukaryota; Metazoa; Chordata; Amphibia; Anura; Ranidae. The record is from the annotation of a GenBank genome assembly.
AUGGGCCCCUGUACCGCCUCCUCAUGCUGCUGCCAGGCCCGUAAUCUGCCAUGGGCCCCCGUACCGACUCCUCAUGCUGCUGCCAGGCCCGUAAUCUGUCAUGGGCCCCUGUACCGCCUCCUCAUGCUGCUGCCAGGUCCAGAGUGUGUCAUGGGUCCCCUGUACGGCCUCCCAUUGCUGCUGUCUCCAUCGCCACACUCUGCCAUGUGCCACUUUCAGGUCUCCUCACACUGCUGGUGGUUUCCAUUUUUGUCAUAGGGUGCUGUAUGGCCUCCCAUUGCUGCUGCCUUUCCACAGCCACACUGUGGCUCCACACUCUGGUUUUGGCCCCGUGACUGCCCAAAUGAGUGAAGUGUGCGGUGAUUCUAAGAUCGACGGCACUCAUCUGCAUGUCAUACUGACUGACAGUAUUAUUUCUCUUCCCCAGCAGACUCCAAGGGCAUUUUAAAUUAAAGGUACAGUGUUCUGCACUAAUAUUA